This is a messenger RNA of Anas platyrhynchos (mallard), 2146 nucleotides long. It is a transcript of the gene PHYHIP, whose product is annotated as phytanoyl-CoA 2-hydroxylase interacting protein. Lineage: Eukaryota; Metazoa; Chordata; Aves; Anseriformes; Anatidae. The record is from RefSeq and is a predicted model, not a curated record. Gene Ontology annotation, cellular component: cytoplasm. Gene Ontology annotation, molecular function: protein binding.
UUUUGGGGACCCCCCCCCACACCCUUUCCAUUUGGACCCCCUCCCCUUUGGCACCUCGCAGCCCCCCCCCAGGCACGGCCAGGAGCUCGGCCCCCUCCCCAAACCUCGCCGGCCAUGGAGCUGCUUUCCACCCCAAAAAACAUCGAGAUCAACAACAUCACCUGCGACUCCUUCCGCAUCUCCUGGGCCAUGGACAAGGGGGACCUGGAGAGGGUCACCCACUACUUCAUCGACCUCAAUAAGAAGGAGAACAAGAACUCCAACAAGUUCAAGCACCGGGACGUCCCCACCAAGCUGGUGGCCAAGGCGGUGCCGCUGCCCAUGACGGUGCGGGGGCACUGGUUCCUGAGCCCCCGCACCGAGUACAGCGUGGCGGUGCAGACGGCCGUCAAGCAGAGCGACGGCGAGUACCUGGUGUCCGGCUGGAGCGAGACGGUGGAGUUCUGCACCGGGGAUUACGCCAAGGAGCACCUGGCCCAGCUGCAGGAGAAAGCCGAGCUGAUCGCCGGGCGCAUGCUGCGCUUCUCCGUCUUCUACCGCAACCAGCACAAGGAGUACUUCCAGCACGUCAGGAUGCACUGCGGGAACGUGAUGAAGCCGUCGCUGAAGGACAACAGCGGCAGCCACGGCUCGCCCACCAGCGGGAUGCUGCACGGCAUCUUCUUCAGCUGCAACACCGAAUUCAACACCGGGCAGCCCCCCCAGGACUCCCCCUACGGCCGCUACCGCUUCCAAAUCCCGGCGCAGCGCCUCUUCAACCCCAACACCAACCUCUACUUCGCGGACUUCUACUGCAUGUACACCGCCUACCACUACGUCGUCCUGGUCCUGGCACCCAAGGGUUCCUCGGGGGAUCUCUUCUGCCGGGAGCGCCUGCCCCAGCUGGACAUUUCCUCCAACAAGUUCCUGACGUGCUGCGUGGAGGAGGGCGAGCUGGUGUACCGCCAUGCCCAGGACAGCAUCCUGGAGGUGAUUUACACCGAGCCCGUGGACCUCAGCCUCGGCGUGCUGGGGGAAAUCAGCGGCCACCAGCUCAUGAGCCUCUCCACCGCCAACGCCAAAAAGGACCCCAGCUGCAAGACGUGCAACAUCAGCGUGGGGCGUUAAGCGAAAAAAAAAAGGGGGGGGGGGGGCCGGCUGCGGGCAGGGCUGGAGCAUGGGGGGCGCACGGGGGGCGCACGGGGAGCGCGGCGCCCCCCACCCCCUCCCUCCAGGGUGCUUCUGCGAAGGACGCUGCGCAUGGGGGAGGACGGGGCCGCAUGGAGCUGCGGGGGACCCGGCGGCACCCGCUUCUUUUUGGGGAGGGCCCCCCCAGCCGAGCCCCGAGGGAGGGAGCCUUCGUCUCCCGGACUGGCCGACCGUCCUCAUCCUCGUUGGCACGAGCUCUGCCCUCAUUUUGGGGAGCCCCCCCCCCUCUCCUCCUGGCUCUGGGGCUCCCCAGCCCACGCCGCAGCUCCUGGGGAGCCCCAGCCCUGCCUCCCGCCCGCGGGGGGGGCCCUGCCCAGCCCAGCCCCACGCUGUCACCCCACCGGGGAGGGCGGCAGCUCCGGCACGAAGGCUCCAAGCGCCCCCGGAUUCGAACUGCUCCUUGCUCCCGACAAAAAGCACAAGGGGACCCUGGCCCCUCGCCCGGACCCCCGGACCCGGCUGAGCUCCCCCGUGGGGGUGCUGAGCGCCUCGGGGACUCUCCAGCCGCCUUCACCCUGCAGCCAGAGAAGUGGAACCCUCGCUAAAUCAGCCGGGGGAUAGGGGGGCUCUGGGUGGGGUGGGGGGGCGCAGCCGUGAUCCGCCUGUCCGCAGUGGUGUCGUGCAGCGCUGUGCCGUGUUCGCUCUGUGCCCCAGCCCUCGCUCUGCCGCCCCAAACCCCGGCCCCACAGCCCGGGAGGCAGCCGGAGGAGCCGGGGGGCCGGUGCUCGGGGUGCGUGGGGGGGAAAUCCGUGCGCCCCCGUCCCCCCCCCCACACACACCCCCUAUUUGCCGCCCCCACCAAGCAUGAGCCGUCGGCAGCAUGGCGCUCGCGUGCCGGCCCGCUCCCCGGUCUCUGUGUACCCGAUGCACGCUGUAACGGUAGAAGAGAACAACCCCCAGACCCCGAGCAACCCUGUGCUGUGCUGGCGGUGUAUCAAUAAACUGUGUGCGCUCGCCA